This is a messenger RNA of Neltuma alba, 2397 nucleotides long. RefSeq names its product U-box domain-containing protein 4-like. The coding region runs from base 147 to 2369 and encodes 740 amino acids. Gene Ontology annotation, molecular function: ubiquitin-protein transferase activity; protein binding. The transcript is spliced from 5 exons. The record is from RefSeq and is a predicted model, not a curated record. NCBI's taxonomy places the organism in Eukaryota, Viridiplantae, Streptophyta, Magnoliopsida, Fabales, Fabaceae. Gene Ontology annotation, biological process: protein ubiquitination.
GAUCUUCUGGAUGCCGCUGCCGGUAGCCGGAACACCAAGCCAAGUCGCGUUCCUCUUUCACCGGAGCUCGCCGCCAGCUGUCACAGUUAGAAGCAAGCAGCUUCCAUUUCAAUCGCUUCGUCUGAUUCUACAACACAGGCAUAUCUAUGGAGAUAUCGUUGUUAAAUGUACUUGUUAAUGUGAUAUCCUCGUUUUCGCACUUAAGAUUUUCCAGAAACGUGAGCUCAGAACCUAUGUUGAAGUAUUACCAAAAGGAAGAGGAGAUACUCAAGCUGUUAAAGCCAACACUUGAAGCCAUCACUAAUACUGAUUUAGCCUCUGAUGAAGUGCUUCUGAAGAUAUUUGAAGAACUGAACCAGGCUGUUCAGGAACUUAGGGAGCUUUUCGAGAGUUGGCAACUAUUGUGUAGCAAAUUUUACAUUGUUCUACAAGUUGAAUCCUUGAUAUCUAAGAUUCAGAUUAUGGCACUCAACAUUUUCAACCAACUGAAAGCUUCCCAUCAAUGUCUCCCUAAUGGAUUAAGUUUUUCACACAUAGAGCACUGUAUUGAGAAAGUAAAGAAUUUGGGACAUGAAGAAACAUCAUUUAUCAUCAAGGAAGCUAUCAUGGAACAAGUGGAAGGCUUAGGUCCUAGCUCAGAGGUCCUUGAAAAACUUGCUGAGAAUUCGGGCCUGAGCUCUAAUCAAGAGAUUCUGAUUGAGGCUUUGACACUUGAAAAGUUGAAGGAAAAUGCAGAGCAGAUUGAAAAUACUACAGAAGCUGAAUAUCUACGCCAGAUAAUUACUCUUGUAACUUACAUGCAUGAGAGACUUAUAAUGCUCAAGGAAGCCCAGAUCUCUAGCCAAGUUCCAGUACCUGCAGAUUUUUGCUGUCCUCUCUCUUUGGAAUUGAUGAAAGAUCCUGUGAUUGUGUCAUCAGGGCAAACUUAUGAGCGAGUUUUCAUUAAGAAGUGGAUUGAUCUAGGGCUUAACGUUUGUCCGAAUACACGUCAGACUUUGGCUCAUACCAACCUAAUACCAAAUUAUACUGUGAAGGCAUUGAUUUUAAACUGGUGUGAAUUGAACAAUGUCAAGCUAGUUGAUCCUUUAGUGUCCUCAAACUUGAAUCAUUGCAGCUCAACUUCAGAAGGUUCUUCUAAUGACAUGACUUGUAGGCAAAGUUUGGAUAUUUUAAGAAUAUCACAGACAAGUUCUGAUAACAUGUCUGUUAGCUCAGAUGAAAUCAGGGCAGAUUUAGAUGGCCAAGAUUCGUCGUCACAAUCUAGAAGGGAAUCUUCCAAUGCCUUAAGCUUAGAACAAUAUCAAACUCAUGUUAGAACUGAUCUUGAUUCCACUGCAUCUUUGAAUGAGAAUUUUCCUCAAGAAACAAAAGGUGAUGACAAAGUCUUAAAAGCUCAGAUGACUCCAUCAUCAGAGGCAAGGUCUGGAAUCUUAAGUAUAUGGCAGCAACAACCAAAGAAUUUAAGGUUAGGAUCUUCACUUGUUGAAACUAGACCUAGUCCUUCUAGAAUUGAAACCCAAGUUCAGAAUUGGGCUAAAGAGUUGAAGAGCUCUUCAAUUGAUGCUCAAAGAGAAGCGACAGCAGAACUACGCCUUCUUGCUAAGCACAAUAUGGAAAAUAGAAUUAUGAUUGCAACUUGUGGAGUCAUUACUUUAUUAGUCAACCUACUCCAAUCAACUGAUACAAAGAUCCAAGAAAAUGCAGUUACGGCGCUUCUAAACUUAUCGAUCAACGACAAUAACAAAUUUGCAAUUGCAGAUGCUGGUGCAAUUGAUUCUCUAAUUCAUGUUCUUGAAACAGGAAGUCCUGAAGCCAAGGAGAAUUCUGCAGCUGCACUUUAUAGCCUAUCAAUGAUGGAAGAAAAUAGGAUUAGUAUAGGGAGAUCACGGGCAAUCAAGCCAUUGGUAGGUUUACUAGCAAAUGGAACCCCAGGAGGGAAAAAGGAUGCUUCCACUGCAUUGUUCAAUCUGUCAAUAUUUCAUGAAAACAAAGGACGGAUUGUGCAGGCCGGCGCCAUAAAGCACCUUGUGGGUUUAAUGGAUCCAGCAGCCGGAAUGGUAGACAAGGUGGUGGCCCUUUUGGCAAAUCUUGCAUCAAUUCCUGAAGGAAGAACUGAAAUUGGUCAUCAAGGUGCUAUUCCUAUUCUAGUUGAUGUAAUUGAGUUGGGUUCCGCAAGAGGGAAGGAAAAUGCAGCUGCCACUCUUCUACAUAUUUGUUCAAAUAGCACCAGGUUCUUGAGCUUAAUGAUCCAUGAAGGAGCCAUCCCACCAUUAGUAGCAUUAUCACUAUCAGGCACCCCAAGAGCCAAAGAAAAAGCACAGGCUCUACUUAACCAUUGUAGAAGUCAAAGACAUGGUAGUGCUAGAUGAGGUUGAUUUCAUUUCUACAACUUCAAAA